Rhodamnia argentea is the source of this 1314-nucleotide messenger RNA. RefSeq names its product transcription factor bHLH18-like. The coding region runs from base 145 to 990 and encodes 281 amino acids. Gene Ontology annotation, molecular function: protein dimerization activity. The record is from RefSeq and is a predicted model, not a curated record. The transcript has 4 exons. Lineage: Eukaryota; Viridiplantae; Streptophyta; Magnoliopsida; Myrtales; Myrtaceae.
UUCCAUCAGGAGCAGCAGCAGCAGCAAGUGGACUCCUCCUUCUCACUGGAUGAUGAGUUUGAUUUGUUCCAUCCGCAUUUUCCUUCAGAGCCCUGCUCGAACUCGUCGCCAUCCUAUCCACUCCCUCUUAUUAGCCCCGAGACGAUGCCCGUUUUUGCCCCACAAUCGGUCAGAACUCCUCCAGCGCUCGCCGAGUGGCCCCGGAAACAGCUCAAGACCGAGAGCUGCAGCUCUCCAUACGCAACGGCGCACAAAACGAUGACUUGCAGUGCGGCAAUGUUGUCAUCUCCGUCUCCAUCUCCUGACUCCCACGUGAUAUCUUUCGGGGACCAUGAUUUGUCUCCAGCCAUGUCCGAUCGGUUCUAUGGUACUUAUGACACCCAGGAUUGUGAGGGGCCAAAGAUGAGAAGCGCCGGCGCAAUGAGCAGGAAGCCAGUACACGCACAAGAGCACGUGCUAGCCGAGAGGAAGCGCCGCGAGAAGAUCAGCGAGCGUUUUAUUGCGCUCUCAGCCAUCAUUCCGAACCUUAAGAAGAUGGACAAGGCCUCCAUCCUCGAGGACGCCAUCAAAUGCUUGAAAGAGCUUCAACAUCGGGUCAAGGCACUCGAGGAGGAGGUGGCGGCGAAGACCGUGGAGUCGGUCAUCGUGGUGAAGAAGUCCCAACUCGCCACGUACGACGGCACGUCUUCUUCAUCCGACCAGAGCUCCUGCAAUCAAAAUGACCAGCGACUCUCACUCCCGGAGAUCGAGGCGCGAGUCUCCGGAAAGUGCGUCCUCAUUAAAAUCCACUGUGAGAAGCGCAACGGCUUUGUCUCGAAAAUGAUCGAUGAAAUAGAGAAACUAGACCUAACUGUCGUGAACAGCUGUGUCCUGCCCUUUGGGAGUUCCACACUAGAUGUUACCAUUUUAGCGCAGAUGGACGUGGGAUUCAGCUUGAAAAUGGGGGAUCUCGUGAGGAAUCUGCGUCAAGCUCUUCUGGAUGUCAUGUGAUCUCACCCGGAGUUGACAAGCAACAACGUGCCAAACCCUAAUAAUUACACCCACUCAUUACAUUUCCAUUUUUAUUUUCCUUUGGUCCAAAGUGUUUGAGAUCUUUGAGGAGAAGGAAAGGUGCCCGUGAACCUCGCUCUCUGAUCUGUCGAGACCAAACUCUUUAGGGAACGCCAAGACAUCGGCUUUGGCUUUUUAGCCUGGAGUCACUAGUAUUUUGCAGGUGGGUUUUUUUCACUUAUUUUUUGCGCGGUUGACCCGUUGACCACGUUCUAAAUACCCACGUGCUGUAUAAGGAGAGUCUCCAGGCAUUUUUUUUUCUAA